This is a messenger RNA of Danio aesculapii, 698 nucleotides long. Its product is annotated as membrane-spanning 4-domains subfamily A member 4A-like. Bases 1 to 630 code for a protein of 209 amino acids. Gene Ontology annotation, cellular component: membrane. Lineage: Eukaryota; Metazoa; Chordata; Actinopteri; Cypriniformes; Danionidae. The record is from RefSeq and is a predicted model, not a curated record. The transcript has 6 exons.
AUGGAAAGCAGCAAGAUUAUCUCAACUGAAAAAGCGACAGUCGUCAUUCAAGUAAACCCACAGCUGACACAAAAUACUUUCGCUAGUGAUGAUGGACAGGAGGGCAGAGGAUCAUAUCACUAUAUGGCUCUUAAAGAAUUUUUCAAGGCACAACCAAAGGCACUGGGGACUGUCCAGAUAAUGACAGGAGUGAUAUUUUUCUCGUUUGGAAUUGUACUCACCACCAAUGAUGACUUCAGAUACCCCUAUCCACAUUUGUCUGUAUUUAGUGGCAUCACCUACUGGGGAUCUCUUGUUUACAUCAGUGCUGGAUCUCUGUCUGUUGCUGCUCAGAAUAAACUUCAUGCAUGUGUGGUGAAAGCAUCUCUUAUAAUGAACGUGCUCAGUGCCAUAACUGCAGUGGCUGCAAUUACUCUGAUGUCCAUGGAUUUAUUCCUUGUUGUUCAUCAUCAUUGCUACUAUUACUCUGACUGUGGAAAUAUUAAGAGGUAUAAUCUGGGAAUCCGUGGAAUUUUGCUGGUCUUCUCCAUCCUUCAGUUUAUCAUCUCCAUCUGUAUCUCAGGAUUUGCCUGCAAGGUCACCUGCAACAGCAACUCUGCAGUGGUGAACGUGGCUCUAAAUCAGGCAUAGUGUCACAGUGAAGAGAUCUACAGUAUUUACAACAUUACUUGCCUCUAGAAACCAAGUGUUCACUAAAC